ACCCGGGGCGCACGUGAGACAACGGUUGCUCCUAUUUCCCUCGUUUAUUUCCUAAUCCUCCAUUGAUCCCCUUCUUGCUCACAUCUCCAAAACCCUAACUUCAACAUGAGUUCUUAGUUCAUAAGCUUCCACUUUCAACAAUGGAGGUCGAAAAUUCAAUUCCUGACCACAAGCUCUGCGGUUUCUUCCGUACUGGCGUUAAAAUUUCGCCACAAUCGCACUCCUCCGAGCUCCGCCGCACUCCCCCUUUAAAUUCCAAGUGCCAUAUAGCCGGCGACGGUUCUAAUGCCCACUUCGUGUCUGAAAACGACGUUGUAUUGUCCCCAAUCGUUUCUCGGGAGCAAAACGGCACCGUUCCGACGAUGAAGAAGUGGAGAAGAAUUGGAAUGGUGCAUGGUAGUUUAAGCGUGGUGCACCAGUUACACAAGCUUGUAAUGCAAAAAUGCUUGAGAAUUGUUGCUAGAGUUGUUGAGGUUGUGGAUCGCGGCGGCGGUGAUGAUAAUGAUGAUGGUGAAGUUAGGGUUGUUGUUUUAGUGGACGUAUACUUGCCUAUAGCUUUGUGGUCCGGUUGGCAGUUCCCUAAAUCUGGUCCUGCUGUUGCCGCACUUUUCCGCCAUGUCAGUUGUGACUGGGAAGCUAGGAGUUCUAUGCUUCAGUCUGCUAAGCUUGGUGUUGAAAAGGAUUUAGGUAUUUGGAAUCUGUCUGACUGUCAUGUUAUUGGAUGCAAACAGCGCUGCAGUGCACCUGACCCUUCCAAGAAAAAGCUCUUUGAUCUCCAUGAAAUUUUUAAGAGCUUACCAAGUGUAGCAAAGAGGGGAAAUCCCGAUUCUUUAAGAGUGAAUCCCCUUGAUAGUAGUAGAUCGGGUAUUUGGGUGGUAACAGAUGAUAUUUUGAUCAAUAUUCUUUCUUCACUUUGUCCUGUUGAUCUGCUAAGGGUCUCUGCAACAUGUCGGCAUUUAAGAUUUCUUGCUGCAUCAAUCAUGCCAUGUAUGAAACUUAAAUUGUUUGCUCAUCAGCAGGCUGCAGUUGACUGGAUGUUACAGCGUGAGCACAAUGUUGAAUUAUUACUGCACCCACUGUACAUGGAUUUUGUCACUGAAGAUGGGUUUGCUUUUUAUAUAAAUGCUGUUUCUGGUCAAAUAGCCACAGGUCAGGCUCCUAAGAUCAAGGAUUUCCAUGGGGGAAUGUUCUGUGAUGAGCCUGGCCUCGGUAAAACUAUUACUGCUCUUUCUCUCAUUCUGAAGACUCAGGGAACACUGCCAGAGCCACCAGAUGGUGCACAAAUUAUCUGGUGUAUGCAUAAUACUGACCAGAGGUGUGGUUAUUAUGAGCUUAGUAGUGAAAAUACAAUCAGUUCAGGGUUUUUAUCAGCAAGUAGAGCUACUGGACUCAAUGGCCGUAGGGGACAAUUAUCUUUGGAUAAACUAACCCCAACAAAAAGCUUAGACUUCCCCGCAUCAAUUGGAUCCACGGUUGUUAAUUCAGCUGAUCGCAUAGCAGCUGCAGAAAUUAGUUCAUGUACAGUCAUGCGCUCCACUCCAACUAGGUAUGCUGUGAGGUGCACCAGUAACUUUAGCCAGACAAAAAGAAAUCUUAUGCAUGCAUAUGAAAAUGAAGGGACGUCUCUCUUUCCUGAGAGGAAUUCCAGCAAAGAAUCGAAAAAAAGGAAGCGUGCUUCCAACCGACAAAGAAGCUUGACAUAUGAGAAACCUGGUUAUUCAAAAAAAAAUUCUCGUGGUAGUAAGAGGUUUUGUGAGCCGUCUGCUGAGAACUGUGUGAUCAAUGAAACCUGGAUCCAAUGCGAUGCUUGUCAGAAAUGGCGGAGGCUUGCAGAAGCUGGUGUGGCAGAUGCUACUACUGCAUGGUUCUGCAGUAUGAAUACUGAUCCAUUAUAUCAGAGUUGUAGUGUUGCAGAAGACUCUUGGGAUCAUAAGCAGCAUAUCACUUGCCUUCCAGGAUUCCAUACCAAAGGAACACCUGGGGGGCUGGAAGAAAAUAUAUCAUUUUUUACCAGUGUGCUGAAGGAUAAUUGUUCAGUUAUGGAUUCAAAAGCAAAGAAGGCUCUAAUUUGGUUAGCUAAGCUGUCACCGCAGAAGCUGUUAGAAAUGGAAACAAUUGGGGUGGGGCAACCCAUCAUACAGACCUCAGUAGGAGUUCCUUAUGCCUAUCAUAAAAUAUUUCAAGCCUUUGGUCUUGUCAAGAGGGCUGAAAAGGGUACAACUAAGUGGUACUAUCCUAGAGGUCUUGUGAACCUGGUAUUUGAUUUAGAUGCCUUAAGAGUAGCUCUAUGUAAGCCUCUGGAUUCAUUUAGGAUGUAUUUGUCUCGAGCUACUUUAGUUGUUGUUCCUUCAAAUCUAGUUGAUCACUGGAGAGGUCAAAUUGAGAGGCAUGUAAGACAAGGGCAGUUGAGAGUUUUUGUCUGGACUGAUUAUAAAAGGCCUUCUGCACAUAAUCUUGCUUGGGAUUAUGAUAUAGUUAUAACUACAUUCAGUCGUCUAAGUGCUGAGUGGAGCCCCAAAAAGAGAAGUGUAUUGAUGCAAGUUCAUUGGCUGAGAAUUAUAUUAGAUGAAGGUCACACCCUUGGUUCAAGUCUAAGUUUGACCAACAAAUUGCAAAUGGCUGUUUCACUGCGGGCUUCAAAUCGCUGGUUGUUAACUGGAACACCAACUCCUAACACCCCUAGUAGCCAGCUUUCUCAUUUGCAACCCUUGCUUAAGUUCCUCCAUGAUGAAACUUAUGGACAGAAUCAGAAAGCCUGGGAAGCUGGUAUUCUUAGGCCGUUCGAAGCAGAGAUGGAAGAGGGCCGGUCACGUUUGCUACAAUUACUUCACAGGUGCAUGAUCAGUGCCAGGAAAAAAGAUUUGCAGAAUAUCCCCCCAUGCAUCAAGAAAAUGAUAUUCUUAAAUUUUACUGAAGAACAUGCGAGAAGUUACAAUGAGUUGGUAGAAACCGUGCGGAGGAAUAUACUAAUGGCAGACUGGAAUGAUCCUUCUCAUGUUGAGAGUUUGCUGAACCCUAAACAGUGGAAAUUCCGAAGUACUACCAUCAGAAAUGUAAGACUCUCGUGCUGUGUAGCAGGACAUAUCAGAGUGACAGAGGCAGGUGAUGAUAUUCAAGAAACUAUGGAUAUUUUAGUUGAGGAUGGUCUGGAUCCGACUUCACAGGAGUAUGCUCUGAUAAGAUAUCACCUUUUAUAUGGUGGGAAUUGCAUGAGGUGUAAAGCAUGGUGCCGUCUACCAGUGGUUACACCUUGUAAGCAUCUAUUAUGCCUUGAUUGUGUUUCUUUAAAUAGUGAGAAGUGUACAAUUCCUGGCUGUGGUAACUUGUACGAGAUGCAAAGUCCUGAAAUACUGACGCGUCCUGAAAAUCCUAAUCCAAAGUGGCCUGUUCCGAAGGAUCUGAUUGAGUUACAGCCAUCUUAUAAGCAGGAUGACUGGAAUCCUGAUUGGCAAUCAACAUCGAGCAGUAAAGUUGCUUACCUUGUUGAAAGGUUAAAAGAAAUACAGCAAGCUAAUAGGAUGAUUAUUAACUCCAACGAGGACGGAGUCGAGGCUGUUAGUGGAUCUCACGGGAAAAGCAAUUUCAGCAGGUUUUCAUCCCAAGGGUAUUUUGUUGGUUCAUCAAAUGAUUUCUGCAAUUUAAUUCCAGAGAAAGUUAUCAUAUUUUCUCAGUUUCUGGAGCACAUACAUGUAAUUGAACAGCAGUUAGCUGUUGCUGGUAUCCGUUUUGCCAGUUUGUAUAGUCCAAUGCCUUCCGUCAACAAGGUGAAAGCACUGGCGACAUUUCAGCAUGAUGUUGACUGCAUGGCUCUAUUAAUGGAUGGAAGUGCAGCUUUAGGUCUUGAUCUGAGCUUUGUAACACAUGUCUAUUUGAUGGAACCAAUAUGGGACAAAAGUAUGGAGGAACAGGUGAUCAGUCGUGCUCAUCGGAUGGGUGCUAUAUGCCCUAUUCACGUGGAAACUCUGGCGAUGAGUGGCACAAUUGAGGAGCAAAUGUUGAAGUUCUUACAGGAGGCUGAUGAAGGUAGGAGUUUGUUGAAGGAAGAAUGUGGUAAACUGGGUCAUGAUGGGGCACGAGCACCACGUACAUUACAUGAUUUUGCUGAAAGUAAUUAUCUCGCUCACCUUAACUUUGUUCGGACCAGUUCCAAGGCGUGAAGGUUCAUGUAGAACCUUGUGAACCUACGAGCUCCAAUUAGCAGCGUUGAAAACUUAAUUAUAGCCCCAAGGAUUAUACUUUAUUUUGGGCUAGUAGCCAUAAUUUCCAGGUAGUUGGUAGCUGAUUUGAUUUGUGGUAAUCGGUGGCUGAUUCCGUUGUUUUGAUGAACUGGCACUGGAGGAUCUUGGCUAUCAAAGACUGGCUAUAUAAUCUGCCGUACAGAGGUUGUGCCAAGACAAAUAACUCUCUUUAUGCUGUUGUCGCCCUUCCAGAUACUUUAUCGUUACUUUUAUUCCACUGGCGCCGGAGAAUUCAGGCAUUCUAUGUGGUAACCUGAAGUUCUUCAAAGGCAUCCCACUUAGAAUAGGUAGUUGAUAUUUGUACAUGUAUUCAUCUGUUCAGAGGAAUUCCACUAGUGUGGUAUAUGCUGAAUUUUUUUUCUAUUGAAUCUUUCAUUUUUGGAAAAAAAUUCAGUGCAUCCGUGAAAUUGAAAUUGAUCAUU
Nicotiana attenuata is the source of this 4660-nucleotide messenger RNA. Its product is annotated as F-box protein At3g54460. Gene Ontology annotation, molecular function: zinc ion binding; ATP-dependent chromatin remodeler activity; ATP binding. The transcript has 9 exons. Bases 141 to 4157 code for a protein of 1338 amino acids. Lineage: Eukaryota; Viridiplantae; Streptophyta; Magnoliopsida; Solanales; Solanaceae. The record is from RefSeq and is a predicted model, not a curated record.